UUUUUUUUUUUAUCCAGCAGCCUGAAGGAGGGUCAUCCUCAAAUCAUUCACUGCAUCGAACAACCACUAGCUUGCGUACGAUAUCCCCUUUUUAUUACUCCACAGACCCACCUCUACUCUACCCUACUCUACCCUACUCUACUCUACUCUACUCUAUUCAAGACGAUGGUGCACCCCGGAAUCAUCGUUGCCAGCGUCUUUGGCGUGGUGGUCACUGGAGUGGUGAUCUAUACGAUUAUCAAGGAGGAGAUCCAUGACUUCCUAGAGUCCUUUGAGAAGCCCAGUGGCGUCCCAUACGGAUACGAGCAAACACGAGACCAUGGAGAACGACAACAACAUCGGGAGCAUGGGUUCGCACAGGACGACUAUGACUUUGAGCACGGACAUGGCCAGUCCUCUUCCAUGUACAUGGCGGACUAUGAAUUGCGACACCGUCGAUCCCGGCGACUGAGCGAGGACGACGAAAAUGAUAAUGAAAAGGACUCUGAACACGAUGCCCUGACGGAACGACUACGCAGACUGAACGAGACCCAGCGCACCAUUGCUGCUGACGAGGCUCGUGUUGCAGAAAUGGGGCGGUCCAUGCGAGAACGUGAGGAGGCCUUGCAGCGAUCCAUGCUUGAGCAGGAAGAACGCCUUGAACGGGAGCUGCGUGAGUCCAAGGAGCGCAAUGCCAGACGCGAGCAGGAAUUGGCCCAGAUUCGACAGCAGCAGCAGCAAUUGCAGAUGCCUCAGUUGUCCGAGAUUUAUCAGAAUCCCUUUGCCAGCAGCGAGCCCUUGAUCCCUGACCGUGACGAUGAUGGCAUUCAACAGCGCGAUAUCCAGACAACGAACAACCACAGCACACCAACGACAGAGGAGGUCAGCUCACGAACCGCCCAUGCUAUCUUGCGUCACAACUUGAGCAGCAACUAUCAGGAGAAUGUGAACCCGUUCGAGGACCCUUCUGCUCUCCUCGAGAAUACAUCGUCGUUGUCUACUCGAUCGUCUGUUGCUGGGGAGGACGACGGCGUGGACGCCUUUGCGGACGCGGAGGAUCGAUCCAUCACUGUGGGCCGUGAGGACGAGGACGAGGAAGAGGACCUAGACUGGACCGAGGCCGAAAUUGGCAGCAUUGGAUCGCACGAUUCGGACGAGUCUUGGGUAUCGCACUAAGCAUGCGAAGCAACAGUGCCACACGGCUGUGCGAUGCUUUUUCUUCUUUUCUUUUCGGCUAGAGCUGUGCCAUGGUGCCAUUGGUUCAUUAAAUAAAACAUUUUUAUCUGUUCCUCCGUUGAA
Messenger RNA from Gamsiella multidivaricata, 1278 nucleotides. RefSeq lists its product as uncharacterized. NCBI's taxonomy places the organism in Eukaryota, Fungi, Mortierellomycota, Mortierellomycetes, Mortierellales, Mortierellaceae. The transcript has 2 exons. The record is from RefSeq and is a predicted model, not a curated record. The coding region runs from base 166 to 1155 and encodes 329 amino acids.